AAACGACACUUUCUCUUUUGCGUCAACCCAAACAGAAGAGAGGGAGUAAUCUUUAAGAAUCAGUUGGUCGACAAAACCCUUGGUGACACUCACAGAACCCAUUCACCAUCUUUCAACCCAAGAGUCCCUUCACUUUCUGUCGGCUUCUCCUUCCACCGGCACUGCCACUAGGUCCGGCCCUUAUCAAGGCAAAAUAAUAUUUCUUUUGGUGGAUCUUCUGAAAUUCCAAUUACCAUUCUUGUCAAGGUUGAACCAAACAAAUUCGUCAAUUACUUAAUUUGGCCAAAGAAGAUGAAGGUGUUUCAAGUUCAAAAUCACACAAUUUGUCUUUCCCUCUUCAUUGAUGUCACCAAUUCAAAGGAACUUUUGGACUCCAUGCAAGCAGGAAAUUUGAAGCCAGAACUUGCAUUUCUCAAUGCAUCUCUUAUCCCUGAUGUCUUCCCUGUUCUAGCAGCUGCCCACAAGGCGCUUAUAUCCAAAGAACGGGAGUCUCUUACAACUAGGACUCUUCAUUCCGAGUUAGUCUACAACUAUUCAGGAUCUAAGCAUAUUACAGAAUCUUUGAAGAGGUGCGGAAUUUCUGAUGGUUGUACCUAUAUUCUUGCUGCGUGCUUCAAUGCGUCUUUAGAUGAGAUGAAAGCCAUUCGAGAAACUGUCAAGGGUAAGGAGAUUGAUUUGAAUGAGUUGGCGGGGAGAGCAAAUCAAGCCCAAAUACAAAAGCACUACAAAAUUCCCUCCCCAGAAUUGGCUGUUGGCUCAAUUCCAGAUGCUAUUACAUGUCGAAUUGCUGCUCGUGAUGCUUUGUAAAUCAAAAGAACACAUUUUGUGCGGAGUUGAAGUGAAUAAUGCAAAGACAGAAUUGUGACAAUACAAAAGAACAAAGGCAGUAUACACUCACACUUAAAGUGCCUGUUGAAGCUAAGUGAAUGCAAUCUAGUGAGGUGACAGCUUGCAAAAUGCAUUAUCACAACUUGACCUCAACAUCCCUAUUCUAAUAAUAAUGGGUGCUACUUCCUCAAUUUCACGAAAUUUAUCCUAUUUUUCUUUUUAAUUUAUUUUCGUGUAAAUUUUACAUUAUUUUUAUCUGAACAUUUAACUUACUCUCUCAAUUUCAUUUUACGUGUUAUACUUUCUCUAA
Molecule: messenger RNA, 1138 nt
Organism: Amaranthus tricolor (Joseph's coat)
Lineage: Eukaryota; Viridiplantae; Streptophyta; Magnoliopsida; Caryophyllales; Amaranthaceae
Exons: 8
Coding region: 292-807 (171 amino acids)
Biological process (GO): tRNA threonylcarbamoyladenosine modification; telomere maintenance via recombination
Cellular component (GO): nucleus; cytosol; EKC/KEOPS complex
Source: RefSeq, a predicted model, not a curated record